Molecule: messenger RNA, 1335 nt
Organism: Chenopodium quinoa (quinoa)
Lineage: Eukaryota; Viridiplantae; Streptophyta; Magnoliopsida; Caryophyllales; Amaranthaceae
Exons: 6
Coding region: 1-1335 (444 amino acids)
Molecular function (GO): zinc ion binding
Source: RefSeq, a predicted model, not a curated record
AUGGAGAGCACACAUGCUUGGGUUAGGAAACUAGAAAUCCAAUGGUUUAAUGUUCAAAUGGCCACUAGUACAUUGUAUAGAGUCAGAGCUCGGGCCUUAAUUGAGAUACAUGGUGGCUAUGAUGAGUCAUAUUCUUUUUUGCCUAGUUAUUGUGAAAUGAUCAAGAAAACUAAGACUAGUUCUAAUGCUAGUUGUGUGUGGAAUCCAAACACUCAUGUUGAUAGGCCUUUGGAUUUUGUCACAAUAUUCAUUUCAUUUAAGCCAUGUUUGGAUGGGUUGAAGAAUGGAAUUAGAGGAUUUUUUGGAGUUGAUGGGACACACUUGAAAGGAAAUUAUGGGGGUGUUCUUCUUUCUACAGUAGCACUAGAUGGGAACAAUGAGUUGUUCCCAUUUGCUUGGGGGAUUGUUUCUAAUGAAGAUUCAGACACUUGGUGCUUCUUUGUGCAUCAUUUGAGGGAUUUACUUAGGUCAACUGGAAGAGGAGAUAAAUGGUGUAUCAUUUCAGAUCGGCAAAAGGGAAUUGAAAUUGCACUUGACAAGUUGUGGCCAGAAGUGGAUAGGAGAUAUUGUACCAAACAUUUAGCUUCCAAUUGGAAGAAAGCAUUUCCUGGUCCAUUAAUGCUCUCUUUAUUUUGGAAAGCGUGUGGUGCAUGUUCUGAGUUCACCUUUAAAAAAUCUAUGGAACAAAUGGAUAAGGUUGGAAAAGGAGGAAGGUUAUGGCUUGCAAAACUAGGCAAUCAAGCUCGGUGGACAAAGCAUAAGUUUAACGUUGCAACAAAGUGUGAUGCAAAUAAGUCCAACUUUGUUGAGAGUUUUAAUGCGACUCUUGGUAUUGACAGAUGUAGACUUGUACUUACACUUUUAGAAGGUAUUGGAAGAAACACUAUGGUAAGACAAUGGCAAUUAUCUGGGAUUCCAUGUAGACAUGGAAUGAGGGUCAUAUUAGAUUCUAAGCUUGACCCUCAUGCUUUUGUUGAUGAGUGGUACUCUGUUAAAAGAUACAAGGCAGCAUAUUCGAAUGGCAUUAAAUCAAUACCAGAUCAUGAGCAAUGGUCUGAGUUUAAUUUACCAAAAAUAUUGCCACCUGAGCUAAAAAGAGGAAUAGGAAGACCAAGCAGGAACAGGAAGAGAGAUGAAACAGAAGAUAGGAAGGGGAAGAGAGCCAAAACUGUUAGGUGUAGCAAGUGUCAAGAUUUUUGGCAUAAUGCAAAGACUUGUAAAGGAGGAGCUACUGCAAAGCAAAAGUGGGGUUCGAGUAAAAAGAACAUGCCAAAAUCAGAUGCAUCUUCUCAAGGCAUUGAUGUUCCUAAUGUAGCAGCUGAUGGAUUCUUCUGA